CGCCGCCCAGCCCCUCCGAGCCACGCGCCCGUCCUCCGCUCUUCAAACUCUCCUCUUCCCCAAGAAACAAACGCCAGCCACGGUUCGGUCGCCACACCGCUGGUUUCUCGUGGUCCGUUCGCGAGCUGCCCCUCGUCUUGUACGAAGACGGUUCGGUUUAGGUGCGGGCUCACCUGCACCAUUGUCCGUACAGCGCCUAGCGGGUGAGGGUCCCGAUUUGGGAGCAGGACGCCCAGGAAACGCCUUCAAAGUCAUAAGAAAGGGAAUUGCUUUGUCGCCCUUGUAAAUCGACCCCGUGAAGUCCAACGCGCGCCGUGCUUCCCUGGUCGUCCUUCGUGGAAGACGGGUCUGGCCCUGUGCUCGGUGCAGUGAUAACAGGUUCGCUUCUCUCUCGUCUUUCGUGGAAGAUUUUUUAAUACAUUAGACAAGUUUGUGAGGACUGAAAAAAAAAAAAAAAUGGGAUAGGGGUUUUGAAAUAUCUUCCGUGGCGAUUGAAUCUGCUCUCACACAUCUAUCGCCCCUUUACUUAACGUGUACGGUUGCCCGCGCUCACGCUUUCGUCGGACGUCUUGCAGUAUUUCGCAGAUGCUCUUAGAGCCCCAGCGCCUGGAGUCUUGCCUCCCAUUUAAAAAAGAAAAAAAAAAGCAAGUUUCAAGUUCCCACGGUGGCAGACAGAAGCUUAAAGUGAAUCAAGCGCACCCUAAAAAUCGCAGAAGCCAGAAGACAAAUAGGAAGAACCCAAAUGCCUAUUCUUUUUUAUUUAAAAAAAAAAAAAAUCACGAUUUUUGGAGUUUGAUUUUUUUAACUGUUCAAUACACAAGGUUGGCAAUGCUGCAUAUGUACAGCAUAUUAAAGACCUGAUCGUACUCCCAUUAAAACCAAAGGCAAAACUCUGAAGUUUUACAGGAGUGGAACAGAAGAUGGGUGCUGUGCUCAUGCUUCAUUGCCAGGUAUGGCUUGUCCUGGUUGCAUGGAUGACUAAACAUCAAGACCAAAAUGCUCGUGUGCAAAGCUCGCGUACUCAGCACUCUCACGUGUGGUGGGGAAACUUCUGGACAUUAAGAGAAAAGUUUGAACAGCUGCCACCCGCGCUGUUCAUGCCUCAUACUCGACCUCAAAUGCAAAAUAAAAUUGCCAACACAGAGGUUCUUCAAAGGACAAAUUUACCAAGUGUGACAGCCCUACUCAGACAGAGACAACUGCGCUGGCUAGGCCAGCUGAGUAGAUUGGAAGAUGGACACAUACCCAAGAACAUCCUGUACAGGGAAUUAUUGGAGGGAACAGGAAGAACAGGACACCCCCAGCUUUGUUAUAAAGACACAUGCAAGAGAGAUAUGAAGGCAUUUGGACUUGAUCCUGGCCAAUGGGAAACCUUGGCAAGCGAUCCGAACAAGUGGCAUCAUCGUCUCCACCAGGGCAUUAGAGCCCAUGACAGGAAUUGGCCCCAACAGCUUGAACUGAAAAAAGUCUGUAAGAAGCAAGCAGCUCCCAAACCACCCCACCGCGAUGCAUAUGUUUGCAACCAGUGCCACAGAUCAUGCAAAUCUGAGAUGGAAUUAUUCGGUCACAUGAGACAUUGCAAACUGUUUAUGUCAUAGGCUGCAAUUUCUACCAUCUUUCACAGACUAAAGGAUGCCAUAAAAAAAAAAAAAUUGAAAAUAAAGCCAUGUUUCCAAGACAUGCAAUGAUAUUCAAAGUGCAGAACACAAAUAAAUGUCACCAAAAUCAAUGAGAGAUGCUGGUAUUCAGGAUUUUGCUAAUUAGACCCAUGGGAUACUGGGGGAUGGUGCAUACUUAUGCAAUUCCUGAUUUUCCAAGAUGCCUAAUGAUAUAAACCCAUAACAGAGGGAAAGGAUCAAACCCUUGUGGCUUCUUGCGUACAAAAGAGCCUCCACUGCUGACUCACAUGGGAGCCACAAAUCUUGGAAACUGUACCUUCCUUUGAUGUCAGGCCAGGCCUCUCUCAGUCUGCUCUCUGGUACCAUAUAAACCACUACAGACUGUUCCAUGGUCGGGUUGUCAGCAACUAAAUGCACUGCCACCUGAGCUAGCCUGGGUGAGAAGGGUGCGUGGACACCCAGCAGGACUAAAAACAAGACCCCUCAAAGGGUGGAUGAGCUCCCCAUGAGCCAACAGCCAUCCAUAGCUGGAGAGGAGAUGGGCGCCACCAGGUCACUCUGCCCAAGGAAUCACUGGUGAUGCAAAGCAACUCAACUAGGGUGGUUACAGCCUCUAAGAUGCCCCAACGGUUGAGCAGCCUCGGGAUUGACUUGCCUUGCCUUGCACCUUCCUGUGAGGGAUAAAUACAGCCUGCUGCCCAGCAUGGUUUAAAAGACCCUCCUUGUCCACCCUUUUAAUCUAUUUUCCAAGGAGGUGACUGUUUCAGACUCAUUUAUAAAACCAAGGUCUUUAGUUCAAGCUGAAGAGAUGCAUGCUUUUAGCUCCCAUUUCAGUCCCCAGUGCCAACUAAGAGACUGGCCAUCUCAUGCAGAUUAAAGGCACAGAAUAUAGUCUGAUGUGUCCUUCUGCCUUCUCCUAUUUCAGUCCUGUUCUUGCAAUGAAUAUUCAGAGGGUUCCUGCAGCCCCUGAGGUUUUGACAUGGAGAAAAUUUCUCCUUUGCACAAUAAAACUCAGGCAGUUGGGGAAAUUUAAAAUGAGCUUUGAACUAAGGAGUUCAGGCUCCAGCAGAGGCCAAGUGGGGAUACAUACUCUGAAGACAACCCUACCAAAGACAGGGAAGAGAGAAAGGUAUCUGGGGCAUUUCUGUGCCACCUUAGUACCACACCACUCUGUGCUGUGUUUACUUUGUGUGCGCCGUCUUUCCUGACAGAAAUCAUAUUGCCACCUGAGAGUGCAAGAACUCGCAGCUCUGCUACUUUCAUUUCAUAACGUAGCACAGAGAAAGGGGGCACGGCAGACCUCAUGCCUUUCCUCCCUCCCACCCCAACCAGGAGUCUCCUACAAGAGAUCAGCACACGAGAGGCUGUACAUUACUCCAGAAGAGUCAUGUAGUUCUCAGCUAUGAUAUGGAAUCAGCUUUUGACCACAGCAAGCAUGAGCUAGAUUAAAAGGGAUGUCUGCUUCUACAAUCCACUCCCUCUCCCCUCCCUGGUCUCUCCCAGUUUCCACAACUGGGUUUUGUUGUGGGUUUUUUUGUUUUCUUAAUUUUAGACGACAGCACGCACCUGUUUGCCAUUUCUCAGCAGAGUUGCCUGGCAGGCUGCACAUCAUCAUGCAAACACCCAUUAAAAUACUACCUGCCAUCAUUAUGGCAAGGGUGUAUAAAAGUCCAGAUUCCAGAAUGAAGUAAGAACUCCCAACACUAGACAGACCAAACAAUAACGACCCAGGGCAAUUUAUCAUGGCAAGGGAAAAGGAUCAACAGGGUUACAUUGAAGAUAUCUCACUCUACCACUGAUUUCUCCAUCAAAAGAGUCCACGCGGUUCUCUACCACUCUGGUUUGAACAGGAUAACUGGUGCCUGAGGAAGCUGAUCACUGUGAGGCCUAAUUUACCUGGGAGAGAUCCAAUGAAGAUGGGGUCAUUUUCUGCUGCCUCUACCCAUAACUGCAUCUCUAUUCUGGGUGCUAAGAGUCAAAGAAACUUCUAUCGCUAAACACGACCAGCGGUACCCCAGUUUGUCUUGAACAUCACCUUUUGAAGGAUUCUGCCCUUUAUGGCGUGUCAUUCUGGUCCUAAUGAUAUCCUGGCACUUAGGAACAUCAAGAAACCCCCAGCGGUGGAUGUAAACACAACGUGUUGACCAGGAGAAGCCUCCAUUGGCUUCAGGAGCUUAGAUCAGAUUUGUGAACAUUUAGAAAAUGCAUUUACCACCAAGGAAAAAGCUUCGAUGGAACCGUGUCUUUUUCCUGCUGGCCAUGAUAUUGACUUUCUCCAUCUAUCAGUUUAUCUAUAAACCCCAAAUCCUUUCAGCCUUCUGGGGAGGAUCUCAACCUGAGGAGCAAGUGAAAGUGGCCAUCAGGGACCUUUCUAGUAACACGACUGCUGCAGCACAGAAUGACACCACAACACCCAAGAUAAGGCAAUGCGUGUAUGUGGAUCCUGAGCCAACUGUGCCCAUCUCUGUGGCAGUGAGUCCAAGCCCCUUGCCAGGAGAUGUCACAUCCAGCCACCCAGAUGAAGAGAGGCACUCUCCCACACAUGCCCCUAAAGGAGAGUACCCCCAAGACCUGUUCAGUGUGGAGGAGCGCAGGAAAGGGUGGGUUAUACUUCACAUCUUUGGUAUGAUGUAUGUGUUUGUGGCUUUGGCCAUAGUGUGCGAUGAAUUUUUUGUCCCUGCUUUGGGAGUGAUCACAGAAAAGUUGCAGAUCUCUGAUGAUGUGGCAGGAGCCACCUUCAUGGCAGCAGGUGGAUCAGCACCAGAACUCUUCACAUCUCUCAUAGGUGUCUUCAUCUCACACAGCAAUGUGGGCAUCGGCACCAUUGUGGGCUCAGCCGUGUUUAACAUCCUCUUUGUCAUUGGUACCUGUGCCCUGUUCUCCAGGGAGAUACUCCAUCUGACCUGGUGGCCACUGUUUAGAGACAUCUCAUUCUACAUUUUAGACCUAUUGAUGCUCAUCGCAUUUUUCCUAGACAGUUUAAUUGACUGGUGGGAAAGCCUCAUGUUACUGAGUGCCUACAGCAUGUAUGUGGUCACCAUGAAAUGGAAUGUAUACUUUGAACAAUGGGUGAAGGAUCUGUUGAGCAAGAGGAGAAAUUUCGUCCAGGCGGCGGCUUUAGAAGUAAAAAAGAAGAAAAGUACGGGGUCUAUCCUCGAAGAUGGAGCAAAAUCACCAGGAGAGGGCAAGAGGCUGCAGCUCAUGCCAUCCUUGCAGCGAGGAGGCAGCUCAGCCUCUCUCCACAACAGUCAAAUGCGCAGCACCAUCUUCCAGCUCAUGAUCCACACCCUGGACCCCCUGGCAGAAGGUGAGCAGAUGCCGCUCAGCUAUACGAUCCCGUGCCCUACCCCUAUUGCAGCCAAGUUUAAAGACAAGGUUGACAUCUUGAGAAACAUGGCCAAGGCCAAGAUUGACUCUCAGCUCAAGCUAGCCACAAAGUCAGGUGAGGAAGCUCAGGUACCCAGUGCCGUGAAAGUGACCCCAGCCAGCGACGACGAGCCCAGCAAAGAGCAGGAUGAACAGAAUGCUGAUGCCAAUGCGGAUCCCGAUGCAAAAGCAGAUGCAGAUCCAGAUGCAAAGGGAGAUGCAAAUGCAGAUCCAGAUGCAAAGGGAGAUGCAGACGCCCCUCAGGACGAGCAGCCCUCUUCAGAGGGUGAGGGCUCAGAAGAGAGCAGCUCAGAGGAGGACAGCGAUGAUGACAGUGGGGAUGAGGACGAUGGCGAUGAUGAUGAUGACGAUGAAAACGAUGAGCCGCUCUCCCUUGAAUGGCCAGAAACCAGGAGAAAACAAGCAGUGUACCUCUUCCUCCUGCCCAUUCUGUUCCCCCUCUGGACUACCGUGCCCGAUGUUAGGAACCCGAACUCCAGGAAAUUCUUUGUCUUCACGUUUCUCGGGUCCAUCCUCUGGAUCGCCAUAUUCUCCUACCUCAUGGUAUGGUGGGCUCACCAGGUUGGUGAAACAAUUGGGAUUUCGGAGGAGAUUAUGGGCUUGACGAUCCUGGCCGCAGGGACUUCCAUCCCUGACCUCAUCACAAGCGUCAUUGUUGCUCGCAAAGGUUUGGGCGACAUGGCCGUCUCCAGCUCUGUGGGUAGCAACAUCUUCGAUAUCACCGUGGGUUUGCCAGUUCCUUGGUUCCUUUAUUCACUCUUCAACGGAUUCAAAUCGGUUCCUGUCAGCAGUAAUGGCCUGUUUUGUGCAAUCGUUCUGCUCUUCCUCAUGCUCCUGUUUGUGAUCAUCUCAAUCGCCACAUCCAAGUGGAAGAUGAACAAGUUCUUGGGGUUUACCAUGUUUGCUCUGUACUUUGUAUUUCUUAUUGUCAGCGUGAUGCUUGAAGAUAGGAUCAUAUCCUGCCCAGUAUCCGUAUGAAGGCUGGACAAGCCGGGACACAAAGGAG
Alligator sinensis (Chinese alligator) is the source of this 6012-nucleotide messenger RNA. It is a transcript of the gene SLC24A1, whose product is annotated as solute carrier family 24 member 1. Bases 3822 to 5984 code for a protein of 720 amino acids. Gene Ontology annotation, biological process: calcium ion transmembrane transport; long-term synaptic depression; intracellular calcium ion homeostasis. Gene Ontology annotation, cellular component: membrane. NCBI's taxonomy places the organism in Eukaryota, Metazoa, Chordata, Crocodylia, Alligatoridae. The transcript is spliced from 12 exons. Gene Ontology annotation, molecular function: calcium channel activity; calcium, potassium:sodium antiporter activity. The record is from RefSeq and is a predicted model, not a curated record.